This is a messenger RNA of Encephalitozoon romaleae SJ-2008, 1032 nucleotides long. RefSeq names its product endoplasmic reticulum membrane protein. Gene Ontology annotation, molecular function: misfolded protein binding; ubiquitin-specific protease binding. Lineage: Eukaryota; Fungi; Microsporidia; Unikaryonidae. The record is from RefSeq and is a predicted model, not a curated record. The transcript has a single exon. Gene Ontology annotation, biological process: endoplasmic reticulum unfolded protein response. Gene Ontology annotation, cellular component: Hrd1p ubiquitin ligase ERAD-L complex; endoplasmic reticulum membrane. Bases 1 to 1032 code for a protein of 343 amino acids.
AUGAAUAAUGAAUUUCUCCUCGGACAAAUUCUCAAGGUUCCUCCAAUUACAAGAUACAUGAUCCUUCUUAUAUCAACGGUGGCCUUGCUUGUAUAUAUAGAUGCUGUAUCCCCGUAUAGCUUGUAUUACUCGCCUUUAUUCCUUAAGAAGCUGGAAAUAUGGAGGGUGUUCACGUCAUUUCUUUACUUUGGAAGGCCGACAUUGGACAUGUUCAUGCAUGUGGUCUUCCUAUACCGCUAUUCUAGAAUGCUCGAAGAGGGCUGUGUAAGCACCUCCGAAUAUUUUUGGCUGAUUUUUGUCAUAUCAUCUGCUCUUUUCGUCAUAUCGAAUAUCUAUGGAAUAUCAGCACUCGGGACAUCGUUUUCCUCAACUAUAACAUAUAUCUGGACAAAAAGGAAUCCCAGGGCAAUCGUACAGAUAUUUGGAUUUAUUUCAUUUCCUGCAUUCUACCUCCCAUUUAUUCUUCCUGGAUUCAUGCUGUUAUCAAAAAGAUCAAUAUCUAUAGAUGAUGUGCUGGGAAUAGUUGUAGGACAUUUGUUUCAUUAUUUCAAGGAUGUUUAUCCUAGAUGGGGACGCGACAUCCUAAGAACUCCAUGCUGGGCCAAGAAGCUUUUCAAUGAACAUCCUCCCGGUUGCUGCAGAGCUCAGAAGGGAAUUACAAUAGGGGAAGGAAGAGCAAAAUACGAGAAAAACAUAGGAAGUUCUACUAGGAAUGAUGAAAAUGCUAGUACGAAUUCCGUGAACGUAACAAAUUCCAAGAAUUAUGCAAAAGAUGAUGAGGAUGUAAAUGUAGAAGCUCCAAGCCAAAGUUGUGUAGAAUCUUCAAAAGAUCUAUGCAAAGUUUCUUCUCUGGCACCUAUUUCUGUUUCUACAGUAAUGGCCCCUUCUGAAGUGCCAGAGAAUAAUUGCUUUGAUCUUACUGACACUCUUUGCAAUGAAGAAAUAGUAACAGAAAACAUUCCCAAGGAAAAGGAAUCUGAUGAGGAUUGGGAUGAAAAAUGGGGCGAAAGUGAUAACGAAAGUACCGAAUAA